Erythranthe guttata (spotted monkey flower) is the source of this 1817-nucleotide messenger RNA. The record is from RefSeq and is a predicted model, not a curated record. Lineage: Eukaryota; Viridiplantae; Streptophyta; Magnoliopsida; Lamiales; Phrymaceae.
AUUGUUGUUGUGAAGUGUCAAGUGUGUGAUUGGCUAUAUAUCGUAGUAUAUAUUCUCUUCUCGAUUUCGGUAAUUGAUCUAUUAUUUCCUGAUUAUUAGUUAUAUGUGAUUAAAUGAUGAACAAGCUGAUAAGGAUCUUCAUUCCUAAACGAAUUUUGUCGUUGCAACAGAAAUCUUAUUGUUUCUGAUUAGUAGCUAGUUGUGUUCAAAUAAAUCUAGUUCUUUCUGAUUUGGUAGAUUAAAAUUCUUUGGUCCAGUUUACAGUUUAUCAGCUAAUAGUUAUUCAUUUGGAGUACUUUGACUAUGUGAUCUGCUGUUGUUUCUUCCACGAUUUCUUUCGUUUGGAUAUCCAAUUCCAAAACAUCGCUAUGUGUUGAUUCACUACGUUUGUCGAUUCAAUACUUUCAUGUCAGCAUGUUAAUUUAAGCAUAUAACUAAGCCACACGACUGUACAUAUAGCAGAUGCAUAGACUUCCCUAUUGAUAGUUUAAGAUGUGCCGAGUAUAGAUUGCUUUCUUUCUAACUGCUUUGUGUUAUUUCUUUCGUUAUUUGUGUAACGUCAUUUUUUUUAGAUAUCAAGUAGUUUAUUUAGUAAGGUAUAUCCGUUUUUGUUUCUUCAUGUGUUUUGAGUUAAAAUAAGUAGCCAUGCCUUUCUAUUAAGAGAAAUAAUCAAGUAAUUAAUUCCUUUUCUUAUUAGUUGCUGUUUGGCGAAAAACUGAACCAAAGUACCUUAGAAUUGCGCUCACAAAUUUUUCGAUUCCGUUGUGUGCUAACGUAGAAUACAAUAACAUCCGAACACCAAAAGCACAAUGAAACUUUUUGGGUAGACUGAUUUCUGCUUUAGCACGUUUAAGGAAUUUUCUGAAGGAUGAUAUGAUUUUUAGUUCCUUCCUUUCCCCCAGUAUUUACGAGUUUCAUUCGAAAUGGACAACGGCAAAACGCGCUAAAUUUUCCGUAUGUCUUCUGCACAUGUGUCAUUUGAUCAUUAAUAUGUCAGAAAGAAAUCAGAAGUACAAAUUUAUUAUCCCAAUAACUAAGAUAUAAUUAAUAUAUGCAGGAUAACGAGACCAUCGUUGAAGAUGGAUCCACUGAGGAAGAAAAUGAGCUAAGAGCUUCAAAUUCGGAACAAGUGGAGAUGGAGAUUGCUCGCAUUCUGGAGAAGAUCAAUCAUUUCACUCAAAUGGUGUCAGAGCUGCUAGAAUCAGGAAAGUCAAUGCUGAAGGAACUGACAAAUGAAUUUGAAGAAAGGAUGAUCUUUCUACAUAAGGAACAGAUGGAGAAGUGGCAGGACGAGAUUAAGGAACUCCGAUUGCUUGAUGCUGCAAAUGAGGAGAUGAAUGCUCUCUUACACAACGCUAAAUAUCUGCUCCAGAACAUCCAUGCUGGCUAAAACGGAGAAGCAUUUGUAAGUUUUCAGUACAUAAUAUUUUUGGAUCUAAUAUUCAACCACUUAUUGCACUAUAACAGGAGUAAUAUUAGCAUGGUAUUAAUCCGGUAUUAUGGUUCUCAGUAUGGUGUACAUUUUGAGCAACUCUGUUAACUUGGUCGAGUGAAAAUUUAGGCAUUUUGUAUUUGGAUACUCAAAGGGUUCGGAUUUAAGAUAAUCAUGUCAAAUGACAAUAACGGCUAAUUUUUGUACAUCAAAAUAAAUAAAAUAAGAAAAACUUCAUUUGUUACAUGGAUCAAUCUUAGGUUUUUGGACAUGGAUUACAUCUCUGAUACAAAAUAUUGGGAACUGAAUCCCAUAAAAACCAAAAAUAAAUUAGAACAAAAUAAAUAUUAUGUACCAAAGAAUAAGUAAUAAAUAUAAAACAUCA